Messenger RNA from Peronospora farinosa, 2523 nucleotides. Lineage: Eukaryota; Oomycota; Peronosporomycetes; Peronosporales; Peronosporaceae. The record is from the annotation of a GenBank genome assembly.
AUGAGUGGUGUGUCCGUUGUACCGUACUCGUUGGCCCGAGAAACUGGGUCUGACUCGAAGCCUUCGAAAAAGCGCAAGAAACGCUCGAGCUCAGCAGAUGUAAGCUCUUCUAUGGCUGAUGCUGGGUGGGCCAAGGUAGACAUUGAGGAUGUACAGCUCGACGGAUUCCAGGAUGGCUGCGCUUUUGAAUUGGAGGAGCUUACGAGCUACCGCGUGGAGGCGACCGAGGAUGGUGGGAAGAUGCUGAUUGAAGACAGUACGAUCCAGCAGGAGCAAAGAGGUGGAAAGAAGAAGCGCAGGAAGCUGAAGACUACAAAAAAGCAGUUGGAGACGAAAAAGAAGGUUGACGUUCAUACUGAGACGAAGAAGGCGGCCAUCAAUCAGGAAGCAAGGAAAGUACAAGAGAAUAAGCAAGAAGAAGGAGAGAGAGCUUUGAAGAAGGGAAAGAAAAAGAAGAAACGAGGGGGCAAAGCGAACAAGAAGGAAAAACUAGUGGAGACGGUGGCGUUGAAAGACGUCAACUUGCCCAAGUGGAAAAAGUUUAAGCUGCAUCCGCUGUUACUGCAAUCGCUGCAGACUUGCGAAUAUAUAGCUCCUACGCGUAUUCAGGAGCGUACGUUGCUACCGGCGCUGGUUGACAACCGUGAUGUGGUGGGUGCGGCACCUACUGGUUCCGGUAAGACGCUGGCUUUUGGACUUCCAAUUUUGAGCCAGUUGCUGCAUGAGCGUGAGCAACCAGGAUAUACGAAGGAUUGCAAGGCGCUGAUUCUGACGCCGACGCGCGAACUUGCCAUUCAGAUCCAACAGCAUCUAGAAAAAAUGGUGCGUCAUCGCGAAAUUGGAGUGGUCACGUUGGUAGGUGGUAUGGCGAUGCAGAAGCAAAAGAGAAUCCUCAGCUACAGGCCUGAGAUUGUAAUCGGCACGCCAGGUCGUCUGUGGGAUAUCAUCCAGACCAGCCAUGAACAUAUGAAAGAUAUGGCAUCGACACUACGUUUUCUAGUCGUAGAUGAGGCAGACCGUAUGCUACAGCCUGGAUCAUACCCGGAGCUUGAAAACAUCUUCGAUGCGCUGCGUCGCAAAAGUAAUGCUGCGUCUUCAAAACUCUUGAAUCUAUCGGACAGUGAGAAGGAGGAUGAUGAGGAUAGUGACAAUGAAGAUGAAAUGGAAUUCAACGAUGAAGAAGACGAUGCAGGGGAUAUCGAUAUGGCUAAAUUUGCGAGCGGCCAAAGUGUUAUGAUGCUUGACGAUGUGCUCAAGAUGCAGCGUAAGCAGCAAGAUAAAGACAAGAAAAAUGCUGCUACCGAGGAAAACAGGGAGUCUAGUAAAGCCAAGGGUCAGCCUCAGGCUGAAGUGGCUUCUACACUACGCCACGUACGUCAGACGUUCCUGUUUUCAGCUACGCUAACGAUCCCUGAGGGGGGCCGCUUUCAGAAGAGUAAUACCAAAAAGCACCACAAUGCAUUGAGCGUUCUGGAGCGAGUCAUGAAGCGAGUUGGUCUCCGUGGGAAGCCAGCAGUCGUCGAUCUCGGCAUUGCGGAAGUUGACUUGGGCAUCCCUGGCGCAAAGCCGAUUGUGUCCGAAGAAGUCGAACGGAAGCUGAAAAAGAAGCAGGAGAAUGUGGCAUUGUCGUUGCCUGCAGGUCUGGAGCUUUGCCAGCACGAAGUGACAGAGUCAACGCGAGACAACUUCUUGUACUACUUCCUCACACAGUACCCAGGUCGCACCAUUAUUUUCUUGAAUGCUAUUCACCAGGUACGGAAACUUACUAGCCUGUUGAGCCUGUUGGAUCUCCCAGUGUUUGCCUUACACGCUGAAAUGCAACAACGCCAGCGAUUGAAAAAGCUGGAUGGCUUUCGUGCGCACCCAAAGGGUAUUUUAGUGGCGACUGACGUUGCUGCUCGUGGGCUGGAUAUCCCUAGCGUGGAGUAUGUCGUGCAUUAUCAUAUUGCAUGUUCUACGGAGAUUUUUGUCCACCGCAGUGGUCGUACUGCCCGUGCUAACAAGGAAGGUCUCAGUAUUGCUCUGGUAUCGCCCACUGACGCCAAAAACCACGCACAAAUCUGCAAAAUGUUGCAGCGACCGACUGGGCUGUCAGAUUUCCCAUUCGACCAUCGGUAUAUGGAAGCAAUUGACGAGCGCAUGCGUCUUGUCAGGAGCAUUAACGAGCAGGAGAAUGCUGCGGGCAAACUAAAGUCGGAAGUGACGUGGUUUGAACAGAUGGCUGCGGCCGCCGACUUGGAUCUGGAUGACGAUUUGUUGUUUGAAUUGGGUGCAAAGCAGCGGAACGAAGAAGGCAAGAAGAAGAUCACACAAAACCAGUCGAUACAAUCGCUCCGUGUUCAGCUCAAGCGGUUGCUCGCAAGGCCGCUGCGUCCCGUGGGUUCUGCUCGUAAAUUUCGUCAGCUACAUAAGGAGCUUGGUUCUCAGCUCACUGGUGACGGCGAAUACCGAGCUCGUGAUGCAAGCGAGGACCUCGCAGUAAAGGGCAAGAAGGCGUUUAAGCGCUUCCGCCAAAGAAAAUAG